AUGGGGCUGCUCAAGAGCCACGCGGCCGACGGCCUGGGCCUCGGACUCGGCAACGGCCGCUCCGGCCUGGCGCUGCCCUUCGUCGGCCAGGACGACGACGACCUCCCGCUCGUCGGCAAGCGCGCCAUGCAGGCCCUGGGGCUGGUGGGGCCCGCCGCCAACCUGGUGGCGCGCCAGGACCUCGCCGGCCAGGACGACACGGACUACAGCAGCCGCUACGACGAGUACCCGAUGAUCGUGCCCCGCAUGGCCCCGGAGAAGCGCUCCGCCAUCAUGCUGGACCGCCUGCUCGGCACGCUGGAGAAGGCCGUCAACGGGAACGCGCCGGCCCGCGACGGACUCAAGGCCGUGGCGCCGGACGACAGGAUGGACCUCCACCGGCGGGGCGGCAACGCCAAGGGCCGCGUGUACUGGCGGUGCUACUUCAACGCCGUGGCCUGCUACCGCCGCCGGAAGUGAGGAGGCGGCCUUCCAGGGCUCUAGGACUCCAGGACUCCAGGACUCCAGGACUCCAGGACUCCAGGACUCCAGGACUCCAGGAUUCUAGGGCUCUAGGACUCCCAGGAAUCCAGGACCCUAGGAUUCCAGGACUCCAGGCUGGUGGGGCUCUUCUCGUCGACGGGCAUGUCGCGUGCCGCGCGGCCGGCGGCGGCCUCCCUUCCGAGCCAAGCAGUCGUUUGGUCGCGCCCCCUCACUCUCGCACCCCUACGGCACGCCCCACGAGUGCGAGAGAGCUACCGGCGGCCCCACUGGCCCGGACUCGCUCGCGCGCACCGCUACUCAUUAACGCGCGGCCGGUCGCGCCGGACAAGUUUCGGGUCAGCGAAGACGGAGAGAGACGAAUACACGAUCCGCGACAGACGCCCGAAGACAGGAGGACAAGACGGAGACGGAAGACGGCCUCGCGGGAGGAAGUUUGCAGUGCUCCUGCUUCGGUUUCGUUUUCGUCGCUGUGAAAGUGUGCGUUCUAUUUUUGUAACUUCCAAGUGCUGCCGGCGAUCCCCAUCCCCGCCGUGUUCGUCACCAUUUGCUUUUUUCGACAAGUCUCUCUUCAUUACUGUGGUUCGACGUUUUGAAUUAUUUCUUCAACUUUCUUCAUAUGGUGGAGUUACAUUUGUAGCAUGGUUUCUACUAAGGACUUCGUGUUGUUUGCAAAUCCUGGCGGGAUUUUUAGGGCGCGUUUUGUGAUGAGUACUUUGUAAUCAUCUGAUAAGUUAUAUCCGCAAGUAUAUUGAGGAAGACUUUUAAAUCGAGUCUUUCCUGCUAGUUCCUAAUUCUUGAGAUGUAAGAAAUAUGGUCUCUGGGUAAUUCUUAUAUUCUAUAGUACAUUUAUGUGACUUCAGUAACUACACCCUUUGUCGUCGGACUGGAAUGUGGCAAGUGAUGUAAAUACACUUUGAGCUCGCCUAA
Messenger RNA from Thrips palmi, 1410 nucleotides. RefSeq lists its product as uncharacterized. The record is from RefSeq and is a predicted model, not a curated record. The coding region runs from base 1 to 459 and encodes 152 amino acids. NCBI's taxonomy places the organism in Eukaryota, Metazoa, Arthropoda, Insecta, Thysanoptera, Thripidae. The transcript has 3 exons.